Magallana angulata is the source of this 3033-nucleotide messenger RNA. RefSeq lists its product as uncharacterized. The transcript has 12 exons. Bases 147 to 2507 code for a protein of 786 amino acids. The record is from RefSeq and is a predicted model, not a curated record. NCBI's taxonomy places the organism in Eukaryota, Metazoa, Mollusca, Bivalvia, Ostreida, Ostreidae.
GUGCAUGUAACAAAAUCAAAACAAGGAAGUUGAAAGCAGAUACGAACAAGCAGUGAAUUUAGAAUGAUUUCUGUCACUUACCAACUAAACAACUGAAACAGGCAUUGUAAGAGUUUUUAAACGACAACCAAACUUGACCAGUAUAGAUGUCGCAAUCUGGAACAAAACACCUUAUAACCAUUAUUGAUAGUGACAACGACGACCCUCCUGUAGAUCCACAGUCUCCGACACAAUCAACACGAGCUGAUCAGAAGGGUAGUAUAGACGACACUGCUUCUACGGAGCAACACGUUGAGACAACUUGUACAUCACAAACACAUGAACCAAAAGUUGAAAAUUAUAAGGACUCAUCAUUGCACACAAAGGAGAAAAUAAGUGAAAGGCGGGAUAAGGAAAAUUUUGCAGCCGAACAGACCAGUGCAGAGCGAGGGCAAGAAAAAAUGGAACAACUAAACCAACGAUCAGAAAAUACAUUUACAAACGAAAUAAAUCAAGUUGUGUUUAUCGAGAAUGCCGAUUACCCAGCCAUUGAGGAUCUGUUAAGGAAUUGUAGCAUGCAUAAAGAUGAACUUCUGAUUGGCGGAAACCUAGAAAUCGCUUUGGGGGAAUAUGAACAUCUUCUUAAAGUUGCAAGAGAAACAGGCUGUCCGGAACAAAGAAAACAAGGGAAAAUGUCGUCUGGUGACCUUGAUUCCGUGAAAGAAAGCAACAAAAAGCAGGCUCCGGCGCUGUACGCCGUGAUGUCUGCUGUUUCCGACAGGGUUCCCGGCUACAGCAGAUGGAGGGACGCUGUAUCUGAAUAUCUCACACUCACCACAAGCUCUCAGUCCGACCCAGAGAAGAAGAGACAGCAGCCUUUUACUGGUUCUCAAAGCAAACGGCCUAGGAAGUCGAACGGAAACAUUAUCGAGUGGUUGUUGGAACAGGAUAAUUGGGGGUCAGACCGAGCCCCGAGGCCAGAGGUGGUCAAGGAGUGUCGACAUCUGUUUACGUGUCAGAGUAAACUGAAAUCAGCAUUUCCAGAGGGGGCCGACAUAUUCGCUCUGGUUGACUCUACGUUCAAGGACGCAAACGAUGUCCCACAUAAAUUGAGGCACUCGGCUCUGUUCCAUUUUCUGCUUACUGUUGAUGAGCGGAAAUAUGGAAUAGAAUUAUCAGAGAUUUGGAGAGACUUUGGGAGACUUGUUUUAGCAGAAAAACUGCUAGAUCUAGCCCAAAAGGCCAAGGGACCCGAUCUGAAACAAAAUAUCAUAAUGAAAAGACUUGAAUUCUACAAGAUGCAAAAUCAGUUGAAGGAGAAAGAGGAGGAAAUUGAAGAACUGUCUAUGAGACUGAGUAAAUUUGCCAGUCAACAGCUGACGGAGGGAAACCCCAACAUCGCGGACCUGAGUGACACCCACCGCCCCACAAGACUGGGGGAGAUGUACAGUCAGCUGUUUGAUGACGAGUGGUCGGAGGCAUUCGAGGCCUUCAAACCCAAAACAGAAGAUGAUGGUAACAACGUCCUUCCCGACACGCUUUAUACGCUGCAGAACAUAUUGACGAAUAUCUUCGAAUUUUGUAAAGACCAAUUUAAGAGACAGAAGAUUUACCUUGAAGAUAGUUUCGCCGUCACUUUAGGGUUUGAAAAACCAAAGAGAGACGAUGCGGCUUCAGAGAAGGAUAGUAGAGUUAACAGCGAAGAAAUACCUUCUCUUGAAAAUAAAGAACAAACGGAGUCCUUUGGAGACAGCAGCACUACGGAGAAGAGGAAUAAAGAGGAAGACGAGGAAAAACAUAACAGAGAGACCGAUGGAGGGAAUGGGUCAUCAGAAAAACUUUCAACGCCACCUAUUGCGAAGGAAAAUCCAAACAAACUGGAAGCAGAUAAUGAGGAAGAGCAGAAAUAUGAUCAGAUAAUGACUACUCAAGAACAUGGGGACGAAAACGGCCAACAAAUUCUACCACUGGAUAAAGAUCUGAGCACUGACAACGAAAUCGAUGCUAAGAAAAACAAUCAGGAGCCAUCUAACCAAAAACCAAAACAAGAAACUUUAGAAGAUGGAAAUCGAUCCGAGAGGAAACAAGAAGAGAAAGCAGAACCUGGUGAUGUGAAUCCAGAGGACAGAGUGUACAGAAACAGUGUGGAGUACCCAAAUCUUGUCAGACACGCCAAAAACUUCAGUAAAGCAGUGGCCUCCACGACAGCCAAAAGCAAGUCAAAGCUGUUCAUAGACACUGAGCUCCCCGCCCUGAUACCAGACGAGAUCAUCCGAGCAGACGUCCGCGUGGUGACGUACGUCAGGAAGUGUGUAGAGCUUUGUUGGUACAUGUGUAUGCAGGACCCACCAAUGGUGAUCAUCUCACCUAAACAAGGACAACUGGUGGACAAGGCCUUAUUCUCCUUCCAUGGACGCCGUGGGAAGAUCGUGGAGGUGUGUGUGUGGCCGGCGCUUCUUCUCCAUGACAACGGACCCCUGGUGUGUAAGGGAUACGUUCUUCCGGAGGAGAGGAAUCGCAAUAGAUAAACUGGAUGACUGCUUUACCCAUAUUACAUUGUACUUGUUUACCCCAUCUAUAACAUGACUUGUAUACUCAUUACAAAAUCAAUAAAAAAAAGUUAUUUUUAGGAUACAUGAAGCUAUGAAAUUAUGUACUUGGCUUAUGAUCGAACACAUGUAACUAAAAGUUAAAACUACCAAGGGACAGUUUCGGAUUAUGUACCCGGUCAGAAUGUAAUACAGUAACUAUUGAGUAAUAUUACGCAUUUGUAUGAAUUAGCUUAAUCUGAAAAACCGAGAAAUAUUCGGUUAAAAAUAUUGCUCUCAUAUGCAAGAUACCAUUUGUGGUAGAAUGUCACAAAAAAUUUGAUUUAUUUGGUCAAAUUCUAUAAUCAAUGUACAUGUUCAUAAAUAUAUAACUUAUCUCCCUACUGGAGGUCUAUAUUUUGAUUAACUUAAACCAAUUUAUGACCAGUUUGUUCAUACGAACAAAACACAACUUGCUAUUUCGUUGGACAUUUUCUCGAGCUUCUAUAAUAAAUUUAUUUGUUGA